AUGGAGUUUCUUGUAUAUCUUAUUCGUUUGUUCGCCACACUCAUCGGGGUGCAUUUGGUGGGUAAAAAUCGUUUCAUAGACGAAUACUGGCAGCGGUCCGUACAGCUCGGAGCCUUUGAAAAUGCUUGGGAGGCCAUUGGAAAUGAAGGAGUAUACUACCUCAUGCUUGGAACAAGUCAUCCUCCAUACGAUUGUGUUUCUAUAAAUGUAACAGCGGUGUUUCCUAAGAUCGCAAUUCAUUAUGAAGUUACAAAGUAUAAUGCAUCAUUCACAGUAAAUGAGACCUACACCGGAACAGCUCUUAUUCAUAAAGACGUACGAGGCGUAGAAAGUACUAUUGAAUGGAUUAAAAACGGAACAGGACGCAGAGAGCAAACCCAGGUUUUGUACACAGACAAAUACAACAGCUGCUAUGUACUGUACUACACCUGCACUGGUGAUUAUGAACUCUGGGUACAUGAAAAUGAGACCGACUUCAUUCCCAGAUGCUGCGAGUUUUCUUUCGUAUUCGUCACCUACGAACUGGAGACGUACUAUAACUUCAACAAAACAAUCUGUAAGACAUGA
Molecule: messenger RNA, 567 nt
Organism: Ixodes scapularis (black-legged tick)
Lineage: Eukaryota; Metazoa; Arthropoda; Arachnida; Ixodida; Ixodidae
Product: male-specific histamine-binding salivary protein-like
Exons: 5
Coding region: 1-567 (188 amino acids)
Source: RefSeq, a predicted model, not a curated record